Molecule: messenger RNA, 1995 nt
Organism: Notothenia coriiceps (black rockcod)
Lineage: Eukaryota; Metazoa; Chordata; Actinopteri; Perciformes; Nototheniidae
Gene: plin3
Product: perilipin 3
Exons: 8
Coding region: 140-1420 (426 amino acids)
Biological process (GO): positive regulation of triglyceride storage; lipid storage
Cellular component (GO): cytosol; lipid droplet
Source: RefSeq, a predicted model, not a curated record
UGCAUUCCGGAGAACAGAAGGAGGAACAGGGCCUGGUUGUGGGCUGGACCACCGGUGCAUUGACCAACAAUAUCCUGCAGGUCAAACCAGAACAGAGGAGCAACAAGCUGCCAGUGAGAGAUUGAAUCCAGCCUUCACAAUGGCAGACAGCGGGAAGACUAAUGAGAGUGGAGCUGCAGCAGCAGAACCCGAUAAUGGAGACCAGCAGAAUAUUGUUUCCCGAGUGAGCCAUUUGCCUCUGGUCAGCUCGGCGUGCGGAGCGGUGUCCAGCGCCUACAGUAGCACCAAAGACAGCGUGCCCUUGCUGAAGGGAGUGAUGGAUGCAGCGGAGAGCGGGGUCCGGACCCUGGGGGCCGUGGCCACUACGGGCUCCAAGCCCCUCCUGGACAUUAUAGAACCACAGAUUGCCACGGUGAACGAGUAUGCCCUAAAAGGACUGAAUAAGAUGGAGGAGAAGCUGCCUAUUCUUCACCAGCCAGCAGACAAGGUGGUGUCGGACACAGUAGGUCUGGUGUACCAGUCGGUGGCGGGGGCCAAAGACGCUGUGCUGGGGGCUGCGAUGGGCGGGGUGGAGAUGACCUGGGCAGCCAUCAGCGGAGGGCUCAUGACCGCCAUGGGCACCAGGAUGGGCCAGAUGGUCAGCUCUGGGAUGGGCCUGGCACUGAGCCGCUCCGAGGACUGGGUCGAGCAGAACCUCCCCCUCGCUGAGACCGAGCUGGCUGCUGUGGCUGAACCUGCCAGCAGUGAGGUGACCGCGUCAACCACCCCCCCCAGCUACUUUGUCCGCUUGGGGAAACUCUCAGCCAAAGUCCAGGAGCGGGCCCUGCAGCACUCCCUGGGCCGGGCACGACAUGCCAGGGAUGCCACCUAUUCUACAGUGGCUCAGAUUACCAGUACUCUGGACCUGCUAGAGACUGCUCGCGCAGGUCUGGGUACCGCCAGUAACCAGAUAGGAGGAGCCUCCGAGCAGCUGCUGCAGCGCUGGACCGAGUGGAAGCAGAAGCAGGCUGGAGCUGGACAGACCGAGUCCGAGCUAGAUGGGACCAGAGAUGAGGCUGAGCAGCUGGAAUGGCGGGUCCUCUCCAUGGUGCAGGGUCUGAGCGACCAGCUGAAGUCAGCGUGCUCCAGCGUGGUGUCGAGUGCUCAGGGUCUGCCAGGUGCGGUCCAGGACCAGCUGACCAGCGCACGGCGAUCUGCUGAAGAACUGCACGCCUCUCUGGGGAACACCAGCACCAUCACACCCCUCCUCCUGGAGCAGAGCCGUCACAAGCUGAUCCAAGUUAAGCAGUCCCUGGAUGGUGUCAUGGAGUAUCUACUGAACAACACACCACUCAAUUGGUUGGUGGGACCUUUUGCUCCGCAGAUCACUGAGAGGGCAGAGGGAGCUGCGGCAAUGGAGCCGAGCAAACCACACGACUAGACUUCAAGACUUUGUUGUGUUCAUGAGUUAUUCAAGGUGAUGACAGACAUCUGUGUACUGUAGAUGCACCAUCUAAACAUAAAUAUGCUUGUUUUAAUGAAAAAAGGCCUUUCAUUAAUCAAUGUUUUCUACAUUAUGCACUAAUUAUUGUAUCUGUGAAACUAAAUGUGUGAUAUAAAAGUUAAUGGAAUUCAAUCAUAACCAAAAGCACUGACCUGUGGCCUUUGAAAAUUAACUAGUUUGUGCAUUUAUGUUUCCUAUAAGAUUAUAGUGUUUUUACAUAUCAAUGUAUGUAUCCUCUCAUACUGCUGUUUGAAAGACUUUUAAUAGUGCCUUAAAAUAAGUCAAAGCAAUUCCUUAAGAAUAAUCCAAAUGAAAAUUGUCUUUCAACACAGCUUUAACAAGUUGUGUUCAUAUAGUGUUUUCAUUUAUUGAAGGAUUUGCAGUUAUUAUUUCAGUAUUUUGUGUCUGAACUUUGAUAGAUUCAGCUAAUGAGCUGUCAAUAAGCUGACAUGUCAAAACAGUACAGUAUUAAUGUCAUGGCUGAAUACAUUAAUAAAGGUGUUAUUCCUGAG